Lepus europaeus (European hare) is the source of this 1704-nucleotide messenger RNA. It is a transcript of the gene SLC7A10, whose product is annotated as solute carrier family 7 member 10. Bases 10 to 1581 code for a protein of 523 amino acids. The record is from RefSeq and is a predicted model, not a curated record. Gene Ontology annotation, molecular function: L-amino acid transmembrane transporter activity; neutral L-amino acid transmembrane transporter activity. Gene Ontology annotation, biological process: D-serine transmembrane transport; amino acid transmembrane transport; D-alanine transmembrane transport. Gene Ontology annotation, cellular component: membrane. NCBI's taxonomy places the organism in Eukaryota, Metazoa, Chordata, Mammalia, Lagomorpha, Leporidae. The transcript is spliced from 11 exons.
GACAGCGACAUGGCCGGCUACAUACAGCAGCCGAGCGGGCGCGGGAACCCUGGCCCCGCGCCGUCGCCUUCCCCCGGCCCGGGCCCCGGCCCCGGAGCCUCGGAGCGGGUGGCGCUCAAGAAGGAGAUCGGGCUACUGAGCGCCUGCACCAUCAUCGUCGGCAACAUCAUCGGCUCGGGCAUCUUCAUCUCGCCCAAGGGUGUUCUGGAACAUUCAGGCUCCGUGGGCCUGGCCCUCUUUGUCUGGGUCCUGGGUGGGGGCGUGACGGCUCUGGGCUCCCUGUGCUACGCAGAGCUGGGAGUGGCCAUCCCCAAGUCCGGCGGGGACUAUGCUUACGUCACAGAGAUCUUCGGGGGCCUGGCUGGCUUCCUGCUGCUCUGGAGUGCCGUCCUCAUCAUGUACCCCACCAGCCUGGCGGUCAUCUCCAUGACCUUCUCCAACUACGUGCUGCAGCCCGUGUUCCCCAACUGUAUUCCUCCCGCCGCCGCCUCCCGCGUGCUCUCCAUGGCCUGCCUGAUGCUCCUGACUUGGGUGAACAGCUCCAGUGUGCGCUGGGCCACGCGUAUCCAGGACGUGUUCACGGGCGGGAAGCUGCUGGCCCUGUCCCUCAUCAUCGGCGUGGGUUUUGUCCAGAUCUCCCAAGGGCACUUUGAGGAGCUGCGGCCCAGCAACGCCUUUGCCUUCUGGAUGACGCCCUCGGUGGGCCACCUGGCCCUGGCCUUCCUCCAGGGCUCCUUUGCUUUCAGCGGCUGGAACUUCCUCAACUACGUCACAGAGGAGCUGGUGGACCCUCGGAAGAACCUACCUCGUGCCAUCUUCAUCUCCAUCCCGCUGGUGACCUUCGUGUACACGUUCACCAAUGUGGCCUACUUCACCGCCAUGUCCCCCCAGGAGCUGCUGGCCUCCAACGCAGUGGCCGUGACCUUCGGGGAGAAGCUGCUGGGCUACUUUUCGUGGGUCAUGCCUGUCUCCGUGGCACUUUCCACUUUUGGAGGGAUCAAUGGCUACCUGUUCACCUCCUCCAGGCUGUGCUUCUCCGGAGCCCGGGAGGGGCACCUGCCUAGCCUGCUGGCCAUGAUCCACGUCAGACGCUGCACCCCCAUCCCCGCCCUCCUGGUCUGUUGCGGGGCCACGGCGGUCAUCAUGCUCGUGGGAGACACAUACACGCUCAUCAACUACGUAUCCUUCAUCAACUACCUCUGCUACGGCGUCACCAUCCUGGGCCUCCUUGUGCUGCGCUGGAGGCGGCCGGCCCUCCACAGGCCCAUCAAGGUGAACCUGCUGGUCCCCGUGGCCUACUUGGUGUUCUGGGCGUUCCUGCUGGUCUUCAGCUUCAUCUCGGAGCCCAUGGUGUGUGGGGUUGGCGUUAUCAUCAUCCUCACGGGGGUGCCCAUUUUCUUCCUGGGCGUGUUCUGGAGAAGCAAACCAAAGUGUGUGCACAGACUCACGGAGUCCAUUACACGCUGGGGCCAGGAGCUGUGUUUCGUGGUCUACCCCCAGGAUCCCCCUGAGGAGGAGGAGAACGGGCCCUACCAGCCUUGCACCCUGCCCGCCGCGGACAAGCCCUUCAAGACGCAAUGAGACGUUUGUAGAGACUGAACCUUUCUGUUUACAUGUUCUUUAUUGAGGAGGUGUUUUUGCAAAAACUUUUUUUUUUCUGGAAAAAAAAAAAAAAACCAAUCUGCCUCUUAGAGGCCCAUCGUG